Messenger RNA from Nicotiana tabacum (common tobacco), 2282 nucleotides. The record is from RefSeq and is a predicted model, not a curated record. NCBI's taxonomy places the organism in Eukaryota, Viridiplantae, Streptophyta, Magnoliopsida, Solanales, Solanaceae.
GUUUUUCUAAUUUUGGCAGCUGUUUGGCCCUUGGGACAAAGCGAAUGGCUCGUUUAAAUGCUAUUGUGAGAUCCUUGCCAUCCGUGGAAACCUUGGGCUGCACGACAGUAAUCUGCAGCGACAAGACUGGUACUCUCACAACAAAUAUGAUGUCUGUGUCAAAGAUCUGUGUGCUUCAUUCAGUAAAUAAUGGUCCAGUGGCCUCUGAAUACGUCAUCAGUGGCACAACUUAUGCACCAGAAGGUUUUAUAUUUGACAGCUUGGGAGCCCAGCUAGAGAUUCCUGCACAACUUCCUUGUCUUCUUCAUAUAGCAAUGUGCUCAGCUCUUUGCAAUGAGUCUGUUAUACAGUACAACCCAGAUAAGAGGAUUUACGAGAAGAUUGGUGAAUCAACUGAAGUUGCCCUUCGUUUGCUGGCAGAAAAAAUUGGUCUUCCUGGUUUUGAUACAAUGCCAUCUGCUUUAAAUAUGCUAAGCAAGCAUGAACGGGCAUCUUAUUGUAAUCGCUAUUGGGAAAGCCAAUUUAAAAAGGUUUCUGUACUGGAAUUUUCACGUGAUCGCAAAAUGAUGAGUGUGCUUUGUAGCCGAAAGCAGAUGGAGAUAAUGUUCUCAAAAGGAGCUCCGGAAAGCAUACUUUCAAGAUGUAACAAUAUACUGUGUAAUGAUGAUGGUUCUACAGUCCCUCUUUCUGCACAUAUUAGAGCUCAGUUGGAAGCAAAAUUUAAUAGGUUGGGAUGCUUGAUCCACCAAGGGAUGAAGUAAGAAAUGCCAUCCUUUCAUGUAUGAAUGCGGGCAUACGUGUAAUCGUUGUUACUGGGGAUAACAAGACAACUGCAGAAUCCUUGUGCCAAAAAAUCGGUGCCUUUGAUCACUUGGGAGAUUUUACUGGGUUUUCUUAUACUGCUUCUGAGUUUGAAGAACUUCCGGCAUUGCAGAAGUCAGUGGCAUUACAGCGAAUGACAAUUUUAUCCAGGGUAGAACCAUCCCACAAGAGGAUGCUUGUUGAAGCAUUACAGAAUCAAAAUGAAGUGGUUGCUAUGACUGGAGAUGGAGUCAAUGAUGCACCUGCAUUGAAGAAAGCAAACAUUGGAAUUGCCAUGGGAUCUGGAACUGCAGUUGCGAAGAGUGCUUCAGAUAUGGUUUUAGCAGAUGAUAACUUUGCCACUGUUGUUGCUGCGGUUGCUGAAGGAAGGGCUAUCUACAACAAUACAAAACAAUUUAUUAGAUACAUGAUAUCUUCAAAUAUUGGUGAAGUGGUCUGUAUUUUUGUGGCAGCUAUGCUUGGGAUUCCUGAUACUCUUGUCCCUGUCCAACUGCUAUGGGUAAAUCUAGUCACUGAUGGAUUGCCUGCCACUGCUAUUGGGUUUAAUAAACAAGACUCAGAUGUUAUGAAAUCCAAACCUCGGAAGGUCAAUGAAGCAGUAGUUUCUGGGUGGCUGUUUUUUCGUUAUCUAGUUAUUGGAGCAUAUGUUGGACUUGCCACUGUUGCAGGAUUCAUAUGGUGGUUUGUUUAUUAUGAUAACGGACCCAAACUCCCAUACAAUGAAUUGAUGAAUUUUGACAGUUGUUCAACCAGGGAAGCAAAUUAUCCAUGUAGUAUAUUCAGUGAUCGCCACCCAUCUACUGUUUCAAUGACGGUGCUUGUUGUUGUUGAGAUGUUCAAUGCAUUGAAUAAUCUCAGUGAAAAUCAAUCCUUACUUGUCAUCCCUCCAUGGAGUAAUUUAUGGCUUGUUGGUUCAAUUAUCUUCACCAUGAUCCUUCACAUCCUCAUUCUUUAUGUGCAACCAUUAUCCGCUCUAUUCUCUGUGACACCGUUAAGCUGGGCAGAGUGGACAGCUGUGCUAUAUCUUUCAUUUCCUGUGAUAAUAAUUGAUGAAAUACUGAAGUUCUUCUCUCGGAAUUCAGGAAUAAGGUUCACUUUCAGAUUCAGACGUGCUGACUUACUUCCAAAAAGAGAAGUACGCGACAAGUAAGCUGAAUGCUGCUUAGACAUUGCAUAAACUGUACAAUGGGGAUAUGGAUAUUAUAAAACUGAAACCCCAACACACCUCAUUCUAUAUUCUUGUGAGCAUAUUGGAAGUAAGUGACUAAAUGUAGCUCAAGCAUUACAUGUCAUUAGGUUGCAGCUGAAAGAUCAGAUACGCCCUCAUACCCUUAGACUUCCUGUUGGAAAAAAUUUUGUUAGUAAUUUGUUCUUAUUUAUUAAACAAUAAAUAGGUAAUUUUUCUAAGUUUAUGAAUUUGGUACAUUAAAUGAAGUUUUCCGAGGCUGGAUCUUUUGCUA